Messenger RNA from Pochonia chlamydosporia 170, 318 nucleotides. RefSeq lists its product as hypothetical. NCBI's taxonomy places the organism in Eukaryota, Fungi, Ascomycota, Sordariomycetes, Hypocreales, Clavicipitaceae. The coding region runs from base 1 to 318 and encodes 105 amino acids. The record is from RefSeq and is a predicted model, not a curated record. The transcript has 2 exons.
AUGAUCUACAGGGACCGAGGACUAAGGCGGCACGGAGUGCGUCGUGCGGAGCACCAAAGAUGGAUAUACGGGACGGAUCCGGCACAAGGGGCUGUGGUUUCCAAGACUCUCAGCAUUAAAGAACAAUCGUGUCCAGCCCGGAAACAUGUCUGGUACAAAUACUCCGAACUUCCAUGGAAAGCUUCGGACUUCUCGGUAGGUAGGUUACGUGCUCCAUUAUAUACCAAAGAGUCAAGAGUCAGUGAGCCAGCGUGCAUUGCAGUCAAGUCCAUUUCUUGUCGGCUGGACAUUUCGCUGGACCCCUGUUUCACUUUAUGA